Messenger RNA from Moneuplotes crassus, 990 nucleotides. NCBI's taxonomy places the organism in Eukaryota, Ciliophora, Spirotrichea, Euplotida, Euplotidae. The record is from the annotation of a GenBank genome assembly.
AAUAUUUAAAAUGAACCAGUAUCCAUUGAUAUUCCCUAAGCCCGGAGCUUUUCAGAUGAUUCCUGGGAGAAGUUCUUUCGCACUUGUAACUCUUAGUGAUAAAUUCUGCUUAUGUGACCUCCAGCGAAGCUUUGGACAUAAUACACUACUUGCUUCAAAAGUUCACCCAAAACCGAGCACAAUGCAAGAAAAGUUAGCUAAUAAAGCUGCCUUUGUUCCUUUCUCAAGAAAAGAAGAAUCUGAAACUGAGAGGAGAUUCAGGAGCCCGAUCGUUACAGCUAUUGAGGAGAAAUCAGAGAUUUUUGUACCUAAAAUUACAGUCGAGAAGAUAGAGGACUCUUCCAAGUUUUCAAGCUCUGAUAUUUCCCAAGAAGCCCUGGGCCAGCUUGAAGAAAUUAAAGAAAAAGAGGAGUCAUUUCUGAAAGCCCAGGUUGUAGCUCAAGAGAUAUCUCAACAAGGGAUUAAUAAAUUCCAACUUCGAAUGGAUGUCAUCACUAAGUCUAUUUUUCGUCAGGCCAAGAGUUAUUAUGUGGCUGACUUCAAGAAGACUUUCAAUUUCAAUAAACGAGUCAGAAGAGUCAAUUUUAAUCAUAGCGAAGAGGUCUAUAAAAUGGCUAAGGAGUAUAUAAAUAAGAAAUUUCCCAAUAAUUCAGAGGAUUUACAUUUAGUAUUCGUUGCACUAGUUGAUAGUAAGCAAAAGUAUACUGAGCCUCACCCAAAGUACUCAAGUUUAAAUUUUGAUAUUAAUUCACUUCUGAGAGCUUUCAAUAAAAAGAAGUCUGAAAAGAUGCUUCAGAUCCAAGAAUUUGCAUAUCUUCUAUUGCACUACAUCCAAUUGCCUGAAUGAUUCGAAGAAAUUUGAAGAUCUCACACCCAGGAAAGGACCAGAAACACCUAUAGAGCUAAAAUUGAAGAGCUCAGGAAGUCUUGAGUCUCAGUACUUCAGAACUUCAAUCACGCCUAAUAAUGUUUGGAAUAAUUUAUUUGAGU